Cloeon dipterum is the source of this 2024-nucleotide messenger RNA. RefSeq names its product deoxyribodipyrimidine photo-lyase-like. The transcript is spliced from 10 exons. Gene Ontology annotation, molecular function: deoxyribodipyrimidine photo-lyase activity. Gene Ontology annotation, biological process: photoreactive repair. The record is from RefSeq and is a predicted model, not a curated record. Bases 163 to 1671 code for a protein of 502 amino acids. Lineage: Eukaryota; Metazoa; Arthropoda; Insecta; Ephemeroptera; Baetidae.
GUUCACACCUGAUCCCGAGUGUGUAAUUUGUUUUUGUUGUGAAGUUUACAAACACUCAGCAAACAAAUCUACUCACUCAACUUGAGUCAAUUGACCACGAUAUUCUUAACAAGGAUCUUUUUUCUUUCGGUGGCGAACUCUUUUAUCAGGCAGAGUCGCACCAUGGCCAGCGGACCGAAAAAGCUGAAACUCGGCGAAUCUUCCAAGCCUAUCGACAAUGAUGCAUUCUUUACAGAAAUCAAUGAAGCAAGAGCCAAGGCUGGAAAAUCAGUGAUGGAUUUCAAAUUCAACAAGAAAAGAAUCAAAGUGCUGUCCAAGGCGUCUGACGUGCCUGAAGAAUGCAAAGGCAUCGUGUACUGGAUGUCCAGAGAUCAGAGGGUUCAGGACAACUGGGCUUUCUUAUUUGCUCAAAAGCUUGCGAUCAAGAACAAAGUUCCACUUCACAUCUGCUUCUGCCUGCUCUCCAAAUUCCUUGGAGCACCCUUCAGGCAUUUUAAAUUCAUGCUGGACGGUCUGCAAGAAGUGCAGCAGGAGUGCAAGAAGCUGGAGAUCCAGUUCCACCUUCUGGAGGGUGAGGCGGCCAGUGUGCUUCCUGCAUUCAUCAAGGCGCACGACAUUGGCGGCGUUGUAAUUGACUUUUCACCUCUUCGUACGCACAGGACCUGGGUCGACGAGCUGAAGAAGAAGCUUCCCUCCACUGUUCCCCUCUGCCAGGUGGACGCACACAACAUCGUGCCUUGCUGGGUGGCUUCAGACAAGCUUGAGUACGGCGCUCGAACAAUCAGGAAGAAGGUUAUGGACAAGCUGCCAGAGUACCUCACUGAAUUUCCUCUGGUGGCCAAACACGAGUACCCCGCCAAGUUCAAAGCAGAGCCCAUUGACUGGACAGCAGUGGAGGAGAAGCUGGAGGUUGACCGCUCAGUGGGUCCAGUUUCGUGGGCCAAACCAGGCUCAGAGGCAGGCCUGGCCAUGCUGAAUGAGUUCUGUUGCAAGAGGAUUAAAUUGUUUGGCUCUAAGAGGAAUGACCCCAACAUCAAUGCGCUCAGCAACCUCUCUCCUUGGUUCCACUUUGGCCACCUGUCAGUGCAGCGGGCCAUCAAAUACGUGCAGAAGUUCAAGAGUAGCCACUCAGAGAGCGUAGCAGCUUUCGUGGAAGAGGCGGUGGUGCGGCGCGAGUUGUCAGACAACUUCUGCAUGCACAACCCGAAAUAUGACAGCAUUGAAGGCACCAACAACUGGGCCAAGGAGACGCUGGAGGUGCACAAGAAGGACAAGCGCGAGUACAUUUACUCGCUGGAGCAGUUUGACCAAGCCAAGACGCACGACGACCUCUGGAACUCGGCGCAGCUGCAGAUGGUGCGCGAGGGCAAAAUGCACGGCUUCCUCAGGAUGUACUGGGCCAAGAAGAUCCUCGAGUGGACCGAGUCUCCUGAGCAGGCCCUCGAAUUCGCCAUCCACCUCAACGACAAGUACAACCUCGACGGCAGGGACCCCAAUGGAUAUGUUGGUUGCAUGUGGUCUAUUUGCGGCAUUCACGACCAGGGCUGGGGCGAGAGGCCAGUGUUUGGCAAGAUUCGCUUCAUGAACUACCAGGGCUGCAAACGCAAGUUUGACGUCAAUGGGUUCGUCAGCCGCUACGGUGGCAAGGUCCAUCCGUACAAGAAGAAGUGAAAGUUAUAUUGCAAUAUGAAAUGUUCCAAAACACACGGAAUAAAUGGUGUUAAAUUCGCGACAUAAUAAUAAUGCAUUGCACGUUAAAAAUUGUUUUUUGUGAUCAAAAAUAGAUAUAAUUGUUUUGUGAAGUCAAUGGCAUCCAAAUUACGAGUACUUAAAGUAUUCAUGCAUUUCUGGAAACUGUGGUAAACCUAGAAAAACAGUAUUAUGUUAUGCUAUGGGUUUUUCGGAAAUUACGGGGUUUCAAAACCUGAUAAGCAGUCUCAAUCUCUCUUUUACACGUUUGUAUGUGAAACAUACGAAUCUCAGUUGAUAUUUUCUUAUAAAUUAAAGCAUUUCUUCAACCUAAA